CAUUAUUUAUUCCUCUAGAGGUGAGACUGUCCGAGCACCACUCGUACAAUUAUUUUCUAACGAUGAGAUGAGUUGAUCCAUAUUUAGUAUAUUAAUUUCAUUGGAAAAUGAGUAGGGUGGUGGGAGACACUGCGCAGACAUCGGUGAACAGAGCAUCAGAUCCAGUUCAAAAUCAUGUUAGGACACAUUGAGUCUAAGAAUUUUGAUUCCCUCUGCCUCCCCUUCUCUACUUCCUAUAUAUGCAUGGUCUUGCCUUGGCCAAGAGAAGGCGAUCCAAAUUCAAUAGCUUUAGAAAAAUUUUGGUAACUAGAUCACCUAUCAGACAAUGGCUUCACCUGCAAACCCAAAAUCCCACUUUCAUGCUCGCUCUGCGAGCUUGCCUUCCAAGCCUAACCCCCUCAUUUCUCAAGCAGAGGAUUGCUUGAGGAGGAUCAGUAGUUCGGAAGCAGCCACCACCAGUUCCUUUUCAUCGGUGAGUGGCAUGAUAUGCGGUCUCGCGGACUUUUACGCCUCCGUCGAUGACUCGCUUCUCCUGCCACAUACCCAACAGGCCUUGGUUCAAGAGGGCCGCGACGAGGUGCUUGAGAGAUCCCUCGGUCUCCUGGACAUUUGUAGCACCGGCAAAGAUGUUGUAGCACAGACAAAGGAAACUGUGCAGGAGCUACAAUCGAUGUUGCGCAGGAGACGGGGUGAUGAACUGGCACUUAGAAACGAGGUCCAGGCAUACUUGGCCUCUAGGAAGAAAGCAAAGAAGACAAUUCAAAACUGCUUGAAUAAUUUGAAGAUCAAAUCACCCAUCUCUUCUGCAGAUCAAAGUGGUGUGACAAUGGUUUACAUGUUAAGAGAGGCGGAGGGAGUUGCUCUCAAGACGAUCAAAUCGUUGUUGACAAUGGUACAUGGAAAGUCGACGAGCUGCUCUUUCUUCUUCAAGUGGAUGCAUUCCAACCGAGUAGCGGCCGAUGAGAGAGUGUCCAACAGCGAAUUAGAGAUUGUGGACGCUGCACUCGAUGCCCUCCUAAGCCAUAAGCAUGGAAAAGCAAGUAACAUUCAAACGGAACACGUACAGAAAGUAUUGGCAGAACUUGAGUCCCACAUUCAGGACAUCGAAGAAGAGAUGGAGUGCCUGAUCAGGCGCUUGAUUAAAACCCGAGUGUCCCUCCUCAAUAUCCUCAACCACUAGUCUGAGAAGUCAUGAAUCCUGGGAUGUAGAGCAUAUAUGUAGUAGAGAUUUUUGUUGUACUGCUCGUAUACAACUCAGAGAUGCAAAUUUAUACGGAUCCGA
Syzygium oleosum is the source of this 1282-nucleotide messenger RNA. RefSeq lists its product as uncharacterized. The transcript has a single exon. Lineage: Eukaryota; Viridiplantae; Streptophyta; Magnoliopsida; Myrtales; Myrtaceae. Gene Ontology annotation, biological process: root development; shoot system development. The coding region runs from base 326 to 1180 and encodes 284 amino acids. The record is from RefSeq and is a predicted model, not a curated record.